AUGAGCGGCCAGGAUGCCCUGGUCGAGCUCCCUGUCAGCAUCCGGUCGGCGUCGAGCACGAGGCGCAUCCCGGUCGAGAAGCUCAUCAUGGUUCACGUCAGCGAGAACCCGCCAAUCAUGUACCUUGUCAUGGGCCAGCUCUUUGCGGUGUUGAUCGACACGGCCAACCUGCCCACGCUCCAGUUGCACGCGGCCGAGCUUUUCGCAGACAAGCUGUCGAGCUUCAUCGACGUUGCCGCGUCGCUUCCUUCGUGGUGCAGGCUCAUCGGUAGAGCGCUCGCUUAG
Molecule: messenger RNA, 285 nt
Organism: Rhodotorula graminis WP1
Lineage: Eukaryota; Fungi; Basidiomycota; Microbotryomycetes; Sporidiobolales; Sporidiobolaceae
Exons: 3
Coding region: 1-285 (94 amino acids)
Source: RefSeq, a predicted model, not a curated record